AUGGACGCCGCGGACGUCGACGCCGAGGACGAACGCGAGGUCGAGCACGGGACGGACGAGCCCGCAUCCCUCGUGCGCGCGCUCGAGGCCACGGCGGUGCGAACGACGAAUGUCGCCGACGACGACGCCGACGACGGGACGAUCCCUCGAGACGCGGUGACGAUCGAGGCCAUACUGCGAGACAUGGGGGUGCGCGAUUGCGAGAAGCGCGUGAUCGCGCAGGGGAUGGAGUUCGCGCAUCGGGCGACGAGCGAGGUGUUGGUCGAAGCGGCGGCGGCGCGAUCGCACGCGCUGGGACGCCCCGCGAGCGCGCGAGACGUCUUGACGGUGGACGACGUCAAGGUUGGCGUGAAAGCGGUGUUGAUGCGGUCGUUUAUCGAUCCACCGAGCGCGGCGAUGUCCAGAGGCUUGGCGUCGCGGGUGAACGCGAAGCCGCUUCCAAAGGUGAGCAACAGACCCGGGAUUCACGUCCCGACGGAGAUGAAUCUGUUGGCGGAUAACUGGGACAUCGGUCCACCGCACGAACGCGACGUCAAACGCGCGCUCGAGCUCGAGCGCGAGGCGGAGGCGAUGGCGGCCGCGUCCGCGGCGGCGGCGGCGGCGCGCGCCGCCAUCGCCGCGAGCGAGCCGACCAACGUCGCCGACGGCGCGCGCGCCGACGUCGCGUUCGAGGUCAAAACCGCCAAGGCGACCGACGUCGAGGAGAGAGAAGACUUGGGUGAUUUCGCCGAGUUCAUGGAUGUCGACGACGACGACGAGUAG
Molecule: messenger RNA, 762 nt
Organism: Ostreococcus tauri
Lineage: Eukaryota; Viridiplantae; Chlorophyta; Mamiellophyceae; Mamiellales; Bathycoccaceae
Product: Histone-fold
Exons: 1
Coding region: 1-762 (253 amino acids)
Biological process (GO): DNA-templated transcription initiation; RNA polymerase II preinitiation complex assembly
Cellular component (GO): transcription factor TFIID complex; SAGA complex
Molecular function (GO): transcription coactivator activity; protein heterodimerization activity; RNA polymerase II general transcription initiation factor activity
Source: RefSeq, a predicted model, not a curated record